AUGUGUUUUGAUACUCUUAAAUGGACUGAGCAUUUACCGAUUGUACUUUUGGGCUUAAGAUCAACAUUCAAGCAAGAUAUCGGAUCCAGUCCUUCGCAAAUGGUUUACGGCACUGUACUUAAACUACCCGGCGAGAUGUUUAUUGAUAGCCUUUUCAAGCCACAAGAUGAAUUCGUAAAGGAAUUUAUUGAACUGAUGAGAUCCGUCCGUCCUGCAGACACAGCUCAUCACUCAAUUAAAAAACCGUUCAUUAAUAGUAGAUUAAAUGAUGCGACGCAUGUUUUUAUUCGUGUGGACAAAGUACGUUAUUCAUUUACACCACCAUACGAUGAUCCAUUUGAGAUAAAGAAAUGUUUUCCUAAAUUUUAUAAAAUUUUGGUUGGAGAUCGGCCUGUGAAUAUAUCUGUUGACAGGUUGAAGCCCGCUUUCAUUACAUUGGAUAAAGCUGAUAGUACAACUUCAAACAGCACUUAA
Molecule: messenger RNA, 474 nt
Organism: Rhagoletis zephyria (snowberry fruit fly)
Lineage: Eukaryota; Metazoa; Arthropoda; Insecta; Diptera; Tephritidae
Source: RefSeq, a predicted model, not a curated record